UUUCCUCAUGACUUAUUAAAAACUGCAUUAGAAUAAAAAGGUCAAAUUAAAUAUGCAAAUUUUUGGUAAUUAAACUAUAAUCAUGCACUGGAUACAUAAGAGAAAAUGUUUGCUGGAGUGUGUGCUAUUAAAACUGACUUAGUUUAAUAGGGAAGUGUUAUCUGUGCAUGGCAAAAUGAACUGGUUGUUUUUGAUCAUUAUGUCCUUCCAGAUCAUAGAAUGAGCAUAACUCAUUCUCCCUUGUCUUGUUUUUAUUCAGAGAUUGGAAAAGAGAAACAGCUCCUCCCCAUUUUAUGCUGCCUUCCCCAACCUUGAGUGAACUGAACUAAUUCAGCAUACCAUCUUUCAGAAUAACACCUUUCAUCCUGCCGUAUACCAUCAUUACACCUUCCUGCUUCUCUUCCCAGUACUCUUUCAACCAAGUGACACAGACCUACUAGCUGCUCCAGCAUUUAAUGAGAAAUGUGAUGAUGCAGAGGGAAGGAGGAGGAAUGAGCCGAUGUGAGUUGGGAACACCCUUUGUUUCUCUGAGACAUCUACAAGGUACUUCCUUUCUGACUUUCAGUAGCAGAGAGAAACUAAAGACCUUGAAGAAAGACGCCUGUGGCCCCUUGCUCGACAGUAACAAUGCUGCAGCGAUGAGAUUAUAGCGAGCCCUUCCUGUGUGGCCUCCAUGGGUCCCAUUCAACUCAGCACACAGGAUCAUGGGAAGAGGGUGGCAAGUGUAUUUGAGAUGGAGGAGGAAGGGCUUUCGCUCUUCCCUGGCUCAGAGAACCCCCCUGAGCAUGCAGAAAAUCCCCCCCUGAAGCGGAAGAAGGGCCCAGCCCCUAAGAUGCUGGGAAAUGAAGUGUGCAGCGUGUGUGGGGACAAGGCCUCCGGCUUCCACUACAACGUGCUGAGCUGUGAAGGCUGCAAGGGCUUCUUCCGCCGCAGCGUCAUCAAGGGUGCACAGUACACCUGCAAGAAUGGUGGCAAGUGUGAAAUGGACAUGUACAUGCGUCGCAAGUGUCAGGAGUGUCGUCUGCGCAAGUGCCAGGAGGCAGGCAUGCGGGAGCAGUAUGUUCUGUCUGAAGAACAGAUCCGACUGAAGAAACUGAAAAAGCAGGAAGAUGAUCAGGCGCGGACAGUCGUGGUGCGUCCAAACCCUCCGAAUUCACCAAGCCCUUCCCACAAACUGACGCCUGAACAGUUGAGCAUGAUAAAAAAGCUUGUGGCCGCUCAGCAGCAGUGCAACCAGCGCUCAUUCACAGACAGGCUCAAAGUGACGCCGUGGCCCCAAGUUCCUGACCCUAAUAACCGUGAAGCAAGGCAGCAGCGUUUUGCUCACUUUACAGAACUUGCAAUUAUCUCUGUGCAAGAGAUUGUGGACUUUGCCAAGCAACUACCUGGCUUCCUGGAGCUCACCAGGGAAGAUCAGAUUGCUUUAUUGAAGACAUCUACCAUAGAGGUGAUGUUGUUGGAGACAUCUCGGCGCUACAAUCCAGAGAUUGAGAGCAUCACCUUUCUUAAGGACCUGAGCUAUAAUCGGGAUGAUUUCGCCAAAGCAGGUCUGCAGUUUGAGUUCAUUAACCCCAUCUUUGAGUUCUCAAAGGGAAUGAAUGAGCUACAGCUGAACGAUGCUGAAUAUGCACUUUUAAUCGCCAUCAACAUUUUCUCUGCAGACCGACCGAAUGUGCAGGACCAGUCCCUGGUGGAGAGGCUGCAGCACACCUAUGUGGAAGCCCUUCAUUCUUACAUUUGCAUCAACAGACCAAAUGACCGCCUGAUGUUUCCACGGAUGCUAAUGAAGCUGGUCAGUCUUCGGACACUAAGUAGUGUCCACUCCGAACAGGUGUUUGCCCUUCGGCUGCAGGACAAGAAACUCCCUCCCCUGCUUUCAGAAAUCUGGGAUGUGCAUGAGUGACUGCAUGUUCCCAGGGCGCUGAUGUGCUGACAUAAUGCCAUCUCCCAGCCUUUGCUAAUGAGAAGCCAGCCUCCCCUCUCCAAAGCACUGAACUCUGGGCUAGACAGUGCAGGGAGUAAUGAGCCUGGGGUUUCAGUGUUGUCAUGAGACUAUGCAGGAGGCAGCUGGGGUAGACCAGAUGGGAGGGCUGGUUUCGUUGUAGUGCCCAUACCCAAAAGGAAUAACGUGAAACAUCUGAAAACGGUAGAAAUGAAGACCUUCCCCACACACAUAAACCUCUUUCUUCAGUCUUUCUCUUCUCUAAGCAUGUCCUGAGGGUUUGCCCAUUGAUCAUCUUCUCUCUUGUCAGUUACGAAAAUGAAUUUGCAGGAACUUGCCAAACCCUCUCUAUUGAGAGUAACAUAGCUCAAAAGGCUUCUGCAGGGUCCCCAGUGUACCUGGAUCUGAGGAGCUCAGGGAAGUCAAUGUGGAUGUUCUAGGGGUUUCACUGGGCUUCCUAUAAAUACAAUCCCUUGUUUGUGCUGCCCUUUACAACAAUUCCAAGAGAAGUAGCUGUUAUUUCUUUACUAUGAGACUUAAUCUCUAGAGCAGCCCUUUCACUCUGUCCCUCCUUCGGAAAAAGGAUUCCUCUAAUAUGUAGUGCCCUUUGUCUAACAGGGAGACUCCCUGGGUAGGGAACACUUGUGCAUCAGAAAGACAUCAGGCAUAAAGUAGUGGAUUUUUUUGUAAUGUAGUACAUUGCAGUUUUAUCUCACGCUGGUUCUUAGCCAGUUCACUUUACCUUUGAUUUGCUAACAACUGAUAAUUUUAGUUCAAAACAAAUCAGGGCAUAGAUUUUAUCUUUAGGGGUGGAAUAGAAGAAAGAUAGGUGGGAAGGACAGGUACCUAGGCAAGGUAGGUGUGGUGGAAGGAUCUCAAAAAAAGAAAAAUUCCAAGAAUUUGGAGCAUGUGGUAUGUGUUCCAAGGUGGAUGUGAAGAUGUAUCAGCUGAGGAAAGAGGACACUCUGCAUCUAGUGAAAUACGUGGGCAUUGCGUAAGCUAUGGGCUGCACAACUCUUAGAUCAUGGGCUGCAGGAAUAUUGGGAAUAACCAGGUCCACUUGCAUCUUCUUCCUUUUGCCAGUUUUUCCAAGGUACUUCCUCAAGGUUUUAGUGAUGGUAAUGGAAUAUGGAGGCCCCUCCUGUAAGAGGACCCCCAACGGCUUUAGAAGGACACUUGGAUCUUGUAACCUUUCUUUGCCUUGGGCACUGAGAGAUCCACACUGGAUUUAUGCCCCAAGUUCUUAAGUAUCCACAUCCAUAAUUAUUCUAGGAUUUACAGCAAUAUCUCAUGUGAUGGAAGAGAAAUAUACUGUUAUAAAACAUGUUCCUUAUUUUCCAAGAAACAACAUCUUACGGCUGAUCUCAGAGAUGUAACCUUAAGCAUCCUGGUAGCUUGGUCUCAUGAGUCUUCUCUGUCAUAGGGGUCUAGCUUUGCUUGCCCGGUGAGCAUCCCAAGAGCCUAGGUUCACAUGGCUCUUUUUUGUUUUGUUUUUUUUUUGUGUUUUUUUUUUUUUGGCUGUGUAUCUGAGCGCUAUGCCCGUGGUGAGGGUAUCGUGUCCAUUUUGCACUUGAGGUUGGUCCCCUGCCACUGGCCUUCACUCUGCACCUUUGUAAAGCACUUGUAACAAUCUGUAAAAUAAUCUGUUGUUUUUUAUAACUCAUGGCAAUUGCAAAAAUUCUUGUUUAAAUCUGUAUUUUUAACUAAUCUGUUUGAGAAAUGUUAAUGUUUAUAUAAAAGAAUAAAGCCUAAUACAGGA
Phalacrocorax carbo (great cormorant) is the source of this 3701-nucleotide messenger RNA. NCBI's taxonomy places the organism in Eukaryota, Metazoa, Chordata, Aves, Suliformes, Phalacrocoracidae. The record is from RefSeq and is a predicted model, not a curated record.